GUAUUCUGAGUUAAAUGGUAAAAUCCAGGACUUGGGUCAAACCAACCCAGAGUGGCUUCUGUGUGAGUAUGAGUCUGUGUAAUGCUCUUACAAUUAUCAUGAUUGUUACUCUGUGCAGAUCAGUGUCAGCUGUCCCGGAGACAACAUGCAGGCUGGAGGGUCUGCUGGGGUUUGUGCAGGAGUCCACGCCCCUCUGGUGACAGUGAAUGCCUGCAUGGUCCGGCUGAGGAUCCAGGAAGGUUGGCGGACACAGAGGAAAGACGGCACAUCAUGAUCCGAGACUCCAUCGAGUAAAGGCUUCGAGUCCAACUCUCAUCUAAAGCAGGCAUCAUGAUUCCUGUGAUGGAAUUCCGGCAGUUCUCUGAACAGCAGCCAGCGUUCAGGGUCCUGAAGCCAUGGUGGGAUGUGUUCACUGACUAUCUGUCUGUAAUCAUGCUCAUGAUUGGUGUCUUUGGAUGCACUCUUCAGGUAAUGCAAGAUAAAAUCAUCUGCCUUCCUCAGAGAAUAUCAUCGACUUCAGAGAACAGUAGUGAAGUGGAAGUGAAGUCACUGUUACACCUGCAAUCCAAUACCUCAGCUGUACCGAGAGAAAUGACAGGCCUGAAGACUGAUCUGGAUCUUCAGCAGUACAGUUUCAUCAAUCAGAUGUGUUACGAGAAGGCUCUGCAUUGGUAUGCCAAGUACUUUCCCUAUUUAGUCCUCAUACACACUCUAGUUUUCAUGGUGUGUAGCAACUUCUGGUUCAAAUUCCCUGGCUCUAGCUCUAAAAUAGAGCAUUUUAUCUCAAUGCUUGGAAAAUGCUUCGACUCUCCCUGGACCACGCGAGCUCUGUCGGAGGUGUCUGGAGAAAACCCAGAAGAAAAGGACCAUAAAAAGAGCAACACUUCAAGAUCCAACAUUGCUGUGUCUCCUGGAGAGGGCAGUCUGGAGAAGACACAGUCCCUCCGAUCGAUCCCGGAGAAGAUUGUAGUUGAAAAGCCAUCAGCAAGUGUUCUUGAUAAAAAAGAGGGUGAACAAGCUAAAGCUCUUUUUGAAAAAGUGAAGAAGUUCCGUCUGCACGUUGAAGAAGGAGAUAUUCUUUACCUUAUGUAUGUUCGCCAGACUGUGUUCAAGGUGUUUAAAUUCCUCCUGAUCAUUGCCUAUAACAGCUCUCUGGUGAACAAGGUGCGGAACAGAGUACGUUGUGAAGUUGAGAUCCAGGAUAUGACGGGCUAUAAAGACUUUGAAUGCAAUCACACCAUGGCUCAUCUGUUUUCAAAGCUUUCUUACUGUUACCUUUGCUUGGUGGCUGUGUAUGGAUUAACAAGCCUUUACACCUCCUACUGGCUGUUUUACCGCUCACUUAAGGAAUACUCCUUUGAGUAUGUGCGGCAGGAAACGGGCAUUAACGACAUCCCGGAUGUCAAGAAUGACUUUGCUUUCAUGCUGCACAUGAUCGAUCAGUAUGACCCGCUGUACUCUAAAAGAUUUGCAGUUUUUUUGUCCGAGGUCAGUGAGAACAAACUGAAACAGCUCAAUCUCAACCACGAAUGGACGACGGAGAAACUGCGUCAGAGACUCCAGACAAACGCCAACAACAGGCUUGAACUUCAGCUCUUCAUGCUUCCUGGUUUACCUGACACCGUCUUUGAACUGACAGAGCUGCAGUCACUCAAGCUGGAGAUCAUCAACAAUGUCACCAUCCCCGCCUCAAUCUCUCAGCUGGAAGACCUUCAGGAGCUGUCUCUUUACCAAUGCUCUUUAAAGUUGCACACAACUGCUACCUCCUUCCUCAAAGAGAACCUGAAAGUGCUGCGUGUGAAGUUCGACGACAACAGGGAACUUCCACACUGGAUGUACGGCCUGCGCAACUUAGAGGAGCUCUGUCUCACCGGCUCUCUCAGCCCCGAUGCCUCCAAGAAUAUAGUUCUGGAGUCUUUGCGAGAGAUGAAGUGUCUGAAAACUCUCUCCCUUAAGAGUAAUUUGACCAAAAUACCCCAGUCGAUUGUGGAUGUUUCCAGCCAUCUGCAACGGCUGUACUUACACAAUGAUGGCACUAAGUUAGUGAUGCUAAACAACCUGAAAAAGAUGACCAAUCUGAUAGAGCUGGAGCUCGUGCGUUGUGAUCUGGAACGUAUUCCUCACGCAAUCUUCAGCCUGACAAGUCUGCAAGAGCUGGACCUGAAAGAGAACAACCUUCGUUCUAUAGAGGAGAUUGUCAGCUUCCAGCAUCUUCGGAAGCUUACAUGCCUGAAGCUUUGGUACAACGGCAUCAUGUACAUCCCAGAGCAUAUCAAAAAGCUCGGCAGCCUUGAGCGCCUCUACUUCAGCCACAACAAGAUCGAGAUAUUGCCCUCACACCUGUUCUUGUGCAACAAGUUGCGCUACCUGGACCUUUCCAACAAUGACAUCCGAUUCAUCCCUCCAGAAAUCGGAGUCCUUCAGAGUCUGCAGUACUUCUCUGUCACCUGUAACAAACUUGAGAACUUACCAGAUGAACUGUUCUUUUGCAAGAAGCUCAAAACGCUAAAGCUCGGCAAGAACUCGCUGUCCAUACUCUCGCCAAAAAUUUCCUACCUGGCUCUGCUGACCUACCUGGACCUCAAAGGGAAUCAUUUUGAGCUCCUGCCACAGGAGCUGGGUUGCUGUCGUGCUUUGAAGCGCAGUGGCCUUAUAGUUGAGGAAACACUCUUUGAAACUCUGCCUUCAGAUGUCAGGGACCAAAUGAAGGCUGAGUGAGACGCCUUAAUGUAGCCGCAGUGCCUGCUGUUUGCUCGAUACAGAGCAUUUUGUUUUAUAUGAAAUCAUUAUCAUACAAAUGUAUCACACUACUGGUAAGAGAGUUUAAGUUCAUAGGUUUAUUUUCAAAAUCCUUAAUGGAAGAAAAAUGACAUAUUCAUAUAUUGUUACACUGAGAGUGGCUGCGACAGGGACGUAUCAUCCGGCCACAAAUCCUUUUUUAGAGGGGUAGUUUAGUAUUUUGGGAAAACAUGCUUACUUUCUUGCCAAGAGUUUUAGGAAAAGACACAUAUCAACCUCAUACCUGUAGUGAAUCUUUUCCGGUUUCUUUCCUCCUCUAUGCCAGUAAACUGAUUAUCUUUGUCAAAACAAAACAUUUGAGAGUAUAAUCUUGGCUUUUGGGAAACACUAAUUGAUAUUUUUCACGAUCUGCUGACAUUUUAUAGCUAGAACAACUAAUCGAUUUGAGAAUUGAGAAAAUAAUUACAGAUUAAUCGACAAUGAAAAUAUUAGUUAGCUGCACGGUGACUGUACAUUAACCAGGCCAACUCUUUCCCCCUGCCGUCACUAAGCUUAGCUACUCCUCUUCUGGUUUCGUAUACCAACAUGAGAUUGAUGUUGAACUUCUCACUUAUCUCUAGGCAAGAAAUGAGCUGAUUUCCCAUAAUGUUGAGGUACUUCUUUAAAGAACAUCUGUCACUGCUACAUAGAAUAAUAUGAAUGUAAAUCCAAACUGAAGACCUCACUGAAGUGUUGGCCAGUAGCCUUAUGCUGUAUUGUACAUAUAUUAUGUUGCUCUUAAGAGACUGUUAGCUCACAUGCACCGCAGCAGGGGAGAACAAUAAAACAAAGGUCAGAUCUAACACAAGGGCAUAAGAUAAGUUAGAUAAACUAAUCUGUAUUAUAGAGUGCUGACAUUUUAAAGUGCAUUAAACCUAAAGGACUAUGUCAUACUGGUGUUUUUCUUUGGCUGUUAAAAUAUGCAUAUGAAGUAUGCAGCCGAUAACAAACAUGUAUUUUCAUAGGCAGUAUUUUUAUGUUGUUGAACAAUAAAAUUGGAUUUACUUGUAAA
Molecule: messenger RNA, 3790 nt
Organism: Acanthochromis polyacanthus (spiny chromis)
Lineage: Eukaryota; Metazoa; Chordata; Actinopteri; Pomacentridae
Gene: lrrc8c
Product: leucine rich repeat containing 8 VRAC subunit C
Exons: 3
Coding region: 331-2718 (795 amino acids)
Molecular function (GO): protein binding
Source: RefSeq, a predicted model, not a curated record